Pseudomassariella vexata is the source of this 499-nucleotide messenger RNA. RefSeq lists its product as uncharacterized. NCBI's taxonomy places the organism in Eukaryota, Fungi, Ascomycota, Sordariomycetes, Amphisphaeriales, Pseudomassariaceae. The record is from RefSeq and is a predicted model, not a curated record. The transcript has 2 exons. Bases 35 to 499 code for a protein of 154 amino acids.
UCUGUGUCCACUGCAGACCCAAGCCCUCAGCGGUAUGUGGGUUGGCACUACUACCGUCUUCAUGCAGUCCAAUAUAGGUCUAGAACUUAGAGUCGAGCAGUCCAGCAACACAACAAUGGUCUAUCAGGCCACAAGAUGUGGCGGUGCAAGCCACUCCCGCCGUUAUCAAAGCGAGAAUGAAUGUUUGUUGCCGAUUGCGGCCAUUCGGAUCACUGAGCCAAGGUCAAGCCCCGUGGCUUCUGAAACUGGCCAAUCAACUACUAUACGAGGCCGGAAGGAGGAGGUCCCCAGCCGCCAAGAACGGCUCUUGCGCCCACGGGGACCAGUCAAAGGCGAGCACGAGGAUACCGAUAUUUGUCACAUAGUUGAGAACGGUACUGUCACGGGAUUUCAAGUGCAAAGUGAAGGACGAGAGUGCUCAAGCGAAACAAGCUGCCAGUCACCAGGUACUACCGCCAUUGCCACAAUUACCGCAGCCCGCUACCAUCGAUCAUGGUAA